AUGAUGAGUUGUUAUAUUUGGUGUGUACAAGUAAUACCUGAGCGCGCUCGUAUUUUGUACUUUAACGAGAAGUACGUUGAAGGACUCAAGGUUGUCGUCAAAAGAUACAGCCGACGAAGUAAUUAUUAUGUAAACAUAGAAGCAAACAUCAAAUAUGAGUGUAACAACAAUGUAACGGUCCAUCUAAUUUUCUACGAGUUCCUACAUAACGAGUACAAGCGCAGUUUCGUAGAGCUGCACUUCAGACUGUGCGAUCUGGUAAACAAGGAUCCGUACCUCGGUAAAGCUCUAGCAAAUGCUGGCUUGACGUCUUGUCCGGUGCCGAAAGGCAAAAUUGCAAUACACAACAUUACGAUCCCAACGAACGACUUUCCCAACGUAUGGCCGUUCGAGAGAUGCAAGGUGGACAUCAGAUUCGAAGUGACAACGACGAACGAGCUGAUCGCCAAUUAUGAAAUAUAUGUGUUCUUCAAAGAUCGGGAUGUCAUUCUUAAGUAUAGCAAGAACUCAAAGAAUUGA
Messenger RNA from Cydia strobilella, 519 nucleotides. RefSeq lists its product as uncharacterized. The transcript is spliced from 4 exons. Bases 1 to 519 code for a protein of 172 amino acids. The record is from RefSeq and is a predicted model, not a curated record. NCBI's taxonomy places the organism in Eukaryota, Metazoa, Arthropoda, Insecta, Lepidoptera, Tortricidae.